CCUCCACUUCCUGAGUGCUGGGGUGACAGGCAUGUGCCAUCAUGCCUGGUUGUGUGGCACUAGGGAUGGGACCCAGGGCCUCUUGUAGGCUAGGCAAGUGCUUCACCCACUGUGCCAUGGAUCUGGCUCCAUGUCUCUUGAUUUUGGAGACAGUCUCAUGUGGCCCAGGGCACCCUCAAGCUCCCUUUGUAGCUCAGGCUAGCCUUGAACUCCUGGUCCUGUUGUCUCCGCCUCUGGAGUGCUGGAUGACAGGUGUGCAGGUGUGUGCUUUAGAUCCUUGCUUUCUUUAGACUUUCUGUCACAAAGAUGACUUCUCUGUCCUUCCCAGUGCAUGCCCUUGGUACAUCUUCACUGUUUCCCUGAACUCCUGUGGACCAGGCUGGCCUUCCUGGAGGAGGAGAUGGGAGUGGGCCUAGGGUCUACCAGGUGAUGGCAGGGUGUCCCCAUGUCCCCUGCGCACACUUGCUAUGGAACCAACCAGUGGCUGGCUCUGGCCUGAGGCCUGUUGCUUAGCAACAAGACAAACAGAACUUGGUAGGACUCCAUUGCCGUCCUAAAAGUGCCACCUGGGCCCCCAUCUCCUCAUGCAGCACCCCAAAACUCUCUAUGUCCCCACCACUCCUCAGGAAGGCUUCAGCCCACAGGGCCUGGAGGGCACUGAGACGCUGGGCAGCCUGUCAGCUCCCUCCUGCCCAGAACCCCUUCCCGACGUGGCCUCCACGAACCUGCUGUACCAGCCCCCCAACCCGGACAAAGAGGUGUUUCCAGGCCCUCCAGCAGGCUUCCAGAUGGCACCGUGUGGGUGCUUCUUCGACCCCCGCAUCUACCGAAUUGAGUGGGCUGCCACUGACUUGGGACAGUCACCCUUAUACAAGCUGACGGUGGUUGGGGGUCCCACCUCACCUGGCAGCUAUCUGCGGGAGCCCCAAUCCUACCCGAAGGCCCCAGAUCCACCUCUCCAGUACCCCCACUAUCAGCAGGUGCCCAGCGGGCCACAGUAUCUUAUGCCUUAUUAUCCACUGGAGGAAACCGGGCCUGAAGCUCUGGGUUUCAUGGGGGAUGGGGGUAUCCCUACCUUUGUGGAGCUAAUGAAAGAAGGCCAGCCACCCCCACCACCCCUGAAAGAGAACAAGCCGUCCCCGCUCCUCAUCUCACUCCCCACCGAACACACACUGCCCCCUCAGCCCUUUGGCCCUCUCAAGGCCCAGGGCAGCCAGUUCCCUGGGCCCCAGGCAGCCGCCAGGCCUGUUGAGGCCUCCCAGGAACCUCGGGGUGGUGGCGAGGCCAGGCCAGGCCUGCAGUUCCCCUUGGAGGCUGUGGAGUCCAAGGUCACUGGGGCAGAGGCUGUCCCACUGGAUGCAGCCGAGGCCAAGGUCCCCGAGGUGGCCCGGGAUUUCCUGCUGCCUGACAAGGUUAUGCUGGAAGAUGCCAUGAAACUCUUCGACUGUCUGCCUGGUGGCGCGGAGCCCGAGGCCAUCCCAGGCAGGGUCCCUGGGCCAGUUCUGCGGGACAGUGGUGGAGGUGGGGAUGACUCCACGUGUGACAUCCGGUCCCUGCGCCUGCCUGAAGAGCUGCUGUCCUUCGACUACAAUGUGCCUGAGAUCCUGGACACACUGGCCAAUGUGGAUUACUUUUUCAAUUUCAAGACCCUGGACGACGAGCCGCCACUCUGCUCGGGGCCCCCUGUCACAGACACAGUGGCUCCUGUCCUGCGGUCCAACCCUCCACGAAAGAAGAAAGCCACGUCUUCCAGCAAGAAAGGGAAGCUAGGAGGAAAGACCAAGCAGGCUCCCAGCCUGGCUGGCUCUGCCGCUGCUGGGGCCCAGGCUGGACCUGGGAGUUGUCCCUCAUUAAAAUGAUUUGAUAUCUCA
Molecule: messenger RNA, 1871 nt
Organism: Jaculus jaculus (lesser Egyptian jerboa)
Lineage: Eukaryota; Metazoa; Chordata; Mammalia; Rodentia; Dipodidae
Gene: Prr22
Product: proline rich 22
Exons: 3
Coding region: 585-1859 (424 amino acids)
Source: RefSeq, a predicted model, not a curated record